Penicillium waksmanii is the source of this 1356-nucleotide messenger RNA. Its product is annotated as putative Rad51 family DNA repair protein. The transcript is spliced from 2 exons. Bases 1 to 1356 code for a protein of 451 amino acids. Gene Ontology annotation, biological process: double-strand break repair via homologous recombination; DNA strand invasion. The record is from RefSeq and is a predicted model, not a curated record. Gene Ontology annotation, molecular function: four-way junction DNA binding. Lineage: Eukaryota; Fungi; Ascomycota; Eurotiomycetes; Eurotiales; Aspergillaceae. Gene Ontology annotation, cellular component: Rad51B-Rad51C-Rad51D-XRCC2 complex; centrosome; replication fork.
AUGGCUGCCAGCUUAGGCGCGUCCUCACUGGCCGAGGUACAUCUUGAGGGAUUGGAUCAGCUUCUGCAUGAUCUGGCAAAUAUAUGCUCAUCCAAUGAAAACCCCGAAUCUGGGCCACUCGGUGUACCUAUACUUGAUGCUCUGCUCGAGGUUUUCAUGCUCAAGACCUUGAGACCAAGUGAACUCACACAGCGCCAUCUGCAAUCACCCGCCCAACGAGAACAGAAUCGUCUUGAUAAUGAAGAGAUGAUAUUUCAGAGUGUUGAUCCGGAGAAUGAUAUGCUUCCAUUCGAUCCUGAGACGGGUCAGUCUUCCAACGCUUUCUUCUCCAAUUCCCUAUACCGCAGCAAGAAGCCCUGUCCGGUUGUCGAGAUAUCAAGCAGUGCCUCUGCGGCAGGCAAAUCCCAGCUGCUAUACUAUCUGGCCGCAUCCAUGAUUCUCCCUCGAUCAUACGAAAACCUCCCUAUUGGAGGGAAAGAGGCUGCUGUAAUCUGGAUAGACACCGAUGAUCGUUUCGAUGCUGAUCGGCUUCGUGUUGUAGCUCGUGGCAUUGUACAUCAAGCACGGCAGACUCUUGACCCCGAUGCUCUAAAUGAGGAUGCUGGGGGUUCUUUUGAUGAAAAUUUGGAAUCUAUGCUAGUCUCCUCUUUACAGCAUGUUCAUGUCUUUCGUCCACAGUCAUCAUCUGCGGUACUUGCCACCCUCCUUUCCCUCGACUCGUACCUAUACGAUCUCUCACGACACAAUUCUGCUUCUCGCCCAUUGCAGAUGCUUUGUAUUGACAGCGCAACGGCAUUUUUCUGGCAGGACAAACUGCGCGACGAGAUCGCUCGCACGGAAGAUAUCGGCCGGCCUCGCGUCCAAGUUGACGAGGAACGCGAGCUGAAGCAAAGCUUCUACCUCUCCGAUCUGUAUACGGAACUGGUCAAGGAAUUGAAGCGAUUGCAGAGCCGAUUUGGGUGUGCGGUUGUAUACACAACGACCGUCACGACUGGUCGUCCCGCUCCUAACAACAACUCGGGCCCUGCUGGCCCUUACGAUCGAGGGUCAUCACGAACUCCGUCGCUCAAACCCGCUCUCCCUGCACCAUGGGGAAACUUCCCAAUCUUACGACUAAUUGUUUACCGUGAUGCAGUUCGUCCAUUUCCUCCAGCUGCGAGCGUCGAUGAUGCUGAGAGAGAUGCAUCAAUGCGGCAGGAUGUCGUCAACCAAGGCAAGUUCUCAGCCUGGAUCAACGCCUGGGACCGUGAGGAAUGGCCUCGCCGAGUGGCAGAUGGGGUAGACUGGUACAAUGGUGGGAGUUUUGCCUUUUAUGUACAAGAUGUGGGAAUCACGAUACCCCGACCUGAUAGAUGA